UUUUCCGUGAAACUGUAUGCUAAAGGUUUGAGCUGGUGUCUUAGUUCUGCUUCAUGCAGUUUUAAACAUAUAAAUUAACAUCCAGUAUCAAAUAACAAGGGGUUUAGGAGAUUAUAGAAUUGUAAGGGAUUACAAGUCUUUUAACUUCUCGUCUAGAAUGCAUAAUUCCGUUGGCAGGGUGUUGUUUGGUAGUAGGUUGGACUUGAGGAUCUCAGAUGACUUGCCCAACCUAUUUGAUUCUUUGAUCCUGUAACUGCAUGCAUGCAUUAAAUUCCUCUAUGUAUUCACAUAGCUGAUAGUGUCAUGCAAAACUGGGGCAGAAAUUAAGCAGAGUAAUAUUUCUAAGUGGUAAUUUUAGCCAUUUGACUUUUAUUCUGCUCAUACACCAUGGCCUCUUAGCUGCUUUCCCAAAAGUAUACAUACAGUUUUGAUCUAAAUAUCUUCUUCUGACAGUAAUUUAAAGUGUUAACUGUGUGUUCAUAAAAAAUUACUCGGAUAAUUUCCUUAAAUUAAGCAUGUCUACAAAAUUCCAUUUUGAGGCUAUGGACAGAGAUUAUGGUCAGUGUUUUAUCUCAUGUAAAAAUGUAAUGGGAAACCACAACUCAAAGCUGGAUUACUCUAUCAGCUAUUGUGUUUUAUGUAAAACCCACGUAGAACUUCCCUUCAUGAUGUUAACUGUACUGACCACACAGAGGUUUAUAAGCAUUUUUGUGUGAAUUAUUCCCCACUUUUCUGUUUUAGCAAGAUUGUAAGCUACACAAAUGCUUUCUGAGAUUUAUAGGUUGUGAUAUUUUGUAAAGAGCCUGAAAAGCAUCAUUUUUCAGGGAGAAAAAAAAAAUUUUUAGUAUUACCUGAAAAUUUAUACUUUCAGAUUAUUUUCGUUGGCCAGAGUUUUGCCUUUUCUGGUCUGAUUUCCCUCAUGAUCUGCAGAAUAAUUUGGGGAAAUUCUGUUGUACCUGGGAAUGUGAGUUGAUUUUUACACAGGCAACACUCAUUUUUGUCUCAAAAGGAGGCUGAAACAGACGGUUUAAAAAGAGCAGUUGGACAUAGCUCUUGACUAAGGUCAACCUGAAGAAAGUUUUGCAUCCUGUUCUUCAUUCUGGCUCAAGAAACACAUGCUAAUACUACCCAUAGCAAAAGUGUAAGCCUAACAAAGAACUGACAUCAACCUCUGUUGCUAUAUGAAUUUCUAGAUCUGUCUUUAUCUAUUCACUAGGGUCACUAAGUGAUGGGGUGGAAUUUAAAAAGAGAUCCCUGAAUGCGACUCAAAAAUGUCUCAUGAGGUGGGAAUCUUCUAGGCACAAGAAGAAAUCUAUGAAAAUGGAUUACACUACCAUUGAAAUGCAGUUGUGUAGAAGACUGGAGCAGUUGUUUUUGGACUUUGUGUUUUAUUAUUUUUUAGGAUGGAACAAGUGGUGUAUGGUAUUUCCUGCACUGGACUGGGCAGGCUGGAUUCAGAAAGCACAGAGGCUCAGCCCUGAGGUAUAGACCGUAGACAUUUCCUACUGGAGUAAGGCACCUGUGAUGGAAAAAAAACUGUUCUCCUAGUCACAGAGGAAGUUUGAUUCUGAUUACUGGUGUGCUUUCUAAAGAACAGCUGACGAUACAAAGGACAAUGCACAGUGUGUAUCCUGAUGAUAUUUUGUGUGCUGCAACAUGGUUCUUGUCAUGGCAUCUGAGACUGAAAAGGCCCAUGCUCUUCUCCAGACUUUCAGCACAGCAUCAGUUAUUUCCAGUCUAGGUUUGGGGAUAUUCUGCUUUGUAGCAGACAGACUCCUGCAGUUUUCCUUCAUUCAGCAAAAUGACUGGCUCCGAGCCUUAUCUGAUAAUGCAGUGCAUGGUAUACUGGGGAUGUGGUCCUGGGCAAUAGUGAUUGGACUCAGGAAAAAAAGUGACUUCACUGAGGUCACUCUGGCUGGUUUCCUUGCCUCUGUCAUUGAUGUGGACCACUUCUUUCUUGCUGGAUCUCUGUCAUUAAAGGCUGCUCUGACUCUUCCACGGAGACCACUUCUUCAUUGUUCUACUGUGAUUCCUGUGGUGGCUCUGACAUUAAAGUUUAUCAUGCAGCUUUUCAGGCUUAAGGACUCGUGGUGCUUUCUUCCAUGGAUGUUGUUCAUAUCCUGGACUUCUCAUCAUGUCCGUGACGGGGUUCGUCAUGGCCUCUGGAUCUGCCCAUUUGGAAAAACUCCUCCCUUGCCAUAUUGGCUGUAUGUGGCAAUUACAGCAUCUUUACCUCAUCUAUGUUCAUUUAUUAUGUAUUUAACGGGCACUAGAGAAUUAAUGUCCAUAAAACAUGGAAUCCGUAUUGAUGUAUAGGAAUAAUGGCUUUUUAAGGUUGUUUGUGCUAGCACAUGGAAUAACCUACCUGUCUGUCACUGAAGGGUUUCCUUGUGUUUCCUACACCUCCUGAAUUAGGCAUUUUAAGGUUGUGGAGCCAAUUACAGCUCUUGUGUCAAUUCCUUGUGGCCAUAGAACCUAUUUAAUGAAUGAUAAUCAUUUUAUAUGUGUACAUUUUCCUUGUACAGUGUGUGGUCUUCCAUGAUAGUUCAUGCAUAGCGAGCUGAUUAUAAAGUACUUAGAUCUUCUCUGUAGUAAUUACAUUACAUUUUACUGUUAUGGUGCCAUUCAUUUGAUCACCAUUCACUUUGGAUUUGUAUCCUGCCUCUGGAGAAUACAUUUCAUCCAGAUAGUAUUUGUAUAGCACUUUAAAAAUGUGAAGUUCUAUAUAAAUGCUAGGUAUUAAUGAGGAUUUAAUAAUGUAUGGCAAUUCUAAAAAAAAUCCCUCAGCCUUUCAAAUAUAUCAAUAUGUUAUCAGUCCUGCUAGAUUCUUGUAUUCAAACAUUUUAAAAGAAAUACCACGUGUAUUUCAUACUGUCUAUCCACACCUCUUUGAACCUGUAAUCACAGAGUAUUUUACUAAAUUCUACAUCUCCCUGUAGUUGCAUGUUGCUAAAUUUGCAGAUAAUUACUAGCUUCAAAAUUAGAAAGCAGUAGACAGUUUGGUUAUAGUAUUAUGGUGUGUUGGCCAAAUUGUUUAAUUUUUAAAAAUACACUAAUUAUGAAUACUGUUUAAUUUGGAACCAAGGAAUUUUAGUAAAUAUUUAAGAAUUGUGUGAAGAUUCAGGGAGACACGGAGAAAAUAAAAAUUGCUUGUAACACAGGUUUGCUUAAAGACAUUACUACUCAGUAAAGCAUUUUCUAUUAAGUGCAGUAUCAUCCUCAUAAGUGUAAAAUAAAAUGCAUUAUUAUUAUUACUGUUAUAAUACAGAAAUAUAAAUUUCCUCAUAAAGAAGAUCCAUAAGGAAAGUGUUAUUAUGCUGCAGUUUAUGAGGUAGUAAUUUGCACUAUGGACUAUUCAAUUCUCAUUUAUAGACAUCUCUCAGAAAGAGUCCCAAAUUAAAAGUUGUCUGGUCUUGUCUAACUCGACAAGACUGUCUAGACUUGUGUAGUUUAUGAUGUACAGGCUGAGAAUGUCUAUAAAUAAUUUUUAAAUUUUUUAUUCACUGCCCAUUAAAGAAAUGGGGCCUUAACUACUCCAGCUUGUGAUGAAUAGCUGUCAAAGGGGAUCAUUUUUAUGGAACUGCAUGUAUAAGGUAGCAUGUAUUUAACUUAGGUUACCAAGUGUUGUAAGGGUUUACAUAAUGUGAACAUUUACAUUAUUAAAUGUAUAUUAGAAUAAAGUGUAAAAAAAAGUAUUAAAUGGCAUGCCUGUCGUAAUGAAUACCAGAAACUUUCUGUGGCUGCAGAAUACUUAAGGCUCUUUGCAGCACUCUAUGCUAAUCAUGGAAAAUGGUGCACCUCUUUAAGGCGUGUCUUUAUGCCAAAAGAAUAAUCCCAGUCCUGUCUGUUCUUCAUGUUAGAAAUGUAUGCCAGUGAAAACUUGCCUGAUAGUACAGUGGGCCUGUCUAGCCUUUAUUAUAAAAUUAUUAGAAAGUUUCUUUGUUGGAAAGAUUGGAAGAGCAAAACAUUCCUUAGAGAGUUAUUCUCAUGCUGUGGAUUUCUGUCCUUUAUAGAGUUUUCGAGAAAUAGCAUAAGAAGUGUCUUGCUUUAGAGCCCUCAGAUCAAAAUUGUUUUUCAUCCAAAGGCAUGAUGGUUUACUAGAGGAGCAUUGCUCACUCAUUUACUUCUAUCCUGUAUGUUAAACUGCAGGCUACAGAAUGCCAAUAAUGAAUAAAUUUUGUGCAAGGGGUUAGCACUGAAGCCCAUGUAGAAAAUUUUCUGUAUUCUUGUUUCAUGGUAUAAUAUUUGUAUGAUUUUGUGCUUUAUCUAGAUUAUUGGCAAAGGGAAAUGUAUAUAGGAACAAGGUGUAGAAUUACACUUUCUCACUUUCAGACUGUAGCUGUAGCAUUUCUGGAAACUGUAUGUCUACCCACAGUCCUUAAGAUCAGUACUCUACUGUUCUAGUUAUGUUUAAGGACCAGUUAAUGGGUACAUCUUCAGUAGUUUAAAACUAUGUAUUUUAAUUCUCAUUAUGUCUAGAUCUAGACACAGCAAUAGGUGAACCCCAGUCAGACACAUAUUACGGAAAGUAGCAAGUACUUUGUACCAUGACUUCUUCCCCUGCAGAUAGACAUGGCAGUCUCACAACUCAACCUGACAUUUAGGCAGUUUUAGCUGAGGCCACCGGCAACUUUUCAAGGUAAACUGACAUGUGGCAUGUACUGCUGUAAUUUGUGGGUGCCAGGGUAGAGUACAAAGGGGAAGUUAGGUGUUUCAGCCUGUGUGUUGUGGGCAGAGUGGGAGCUACAGAGAUUAUAGAGAAGCCCCCCCUCGUUGAGUCACAAGGCACAGACAGUACCCUCUUGCUUUCUAAACUCCUCAUAGAGGCCUCUGGGUGCAGCUGGAUCCAGCCUUAGCCCAGACCCUGUCAGUGGUUUAUGCUGAUGGAUUAAUUGAACCUUUUCACAGCUUUGUCCCACAAGAUUAAGGAUGACAAACCAGAAGUACUUACAUAAAAAUAAAUCAGAGUUAUUAUUAGAGUUAUAACUUACUAUGAUAAUGAUGAGACUAAAAGAUCUUAAUAAGAAUUAUUUACUGCACAGUGUAGGUAGCUAUAACUACUAGUCUAGUUCAGUCCACUAUUUUUGAAGCAAUAUUGAAGCAAUUAUAUCCAAGGGAGCAAAAGAAAUUACAAAGUAGAGAUUGAUUUUACUCACCCAUACCAAUGACUGUAGGCAAAUCUCUUUCUCUCAGCUUUGAGGUGUAACCUUGAAGCAAAUCCCAAUUCAAGGAAGGAAUCUCCAGAAAGAUUGUUGGAAGACCCUCCCCUCUAAUUAAUACAUGUGAAAAUUUCCAGGCCAGCUGUGUCAGUUCAGCAUCUUCAGAUAAGUUAGCAGUACUAAUAGUACCACUUGUUUGUUGCUUUAUCCAGUACUUUACCAGGUCUGCCACAGCUUCACCUUUCUGUCAAGAGUGUUUAGCUCUGGGAUUGAUAUGUCAGGCUGGUUUCAGCAUUAUUGAGCACCAAAAGCACCAGGACAACCCCCUCCUCAAAUCACAACUGAUAACUUCGCAAACAGGGCAUUAUUCCUGCUGUUUUACUGCCAUCCAGGCAGAGCAUCCUGCUACACCUCCUCACCCAGCAUGUGCCUGCUACAGGUAAAUUGCCCAACUAUUCUUUACCAGUAUUUCAUGUGCAUUUCAAAUUCACUGAUGUUUCCAGCUAUGCAUCAACACCAUGUCUAGCAAAACCAUAACAAAAAUAAACCAAGAUACUAAAAGUAUAAUGACUUUGUGCUUUACUGCAUGCAUUACUAUAACGGGUAAAUGUAAAAUACAAAAAGCAGGUGAAGUGCGCACAACAUGGCUUGCAAAGUCAAGCUAAUGAUGUUGUGCACAAUGUAGGAUACAUAGAUAGGUAUGAUACAUAUCACUAAAAUAUUAGGCUUUUCAGCAAUUCUUUUAAUAUACCAAUCUAAAAAUUUUCCAUGUAUUUUCAAGUUGAACUUAAAAAAUUGAACAAAGUGUUGGGUUUUUGUGACUUACUUUGUUAGAACUGUGCUGCUUUUUUUUUCUUGCUUUGAUGGAUUUCUGCUGUAAAAAAUAGGUAGUAAUAGCCCAAGUUAAAGAAAGAUGUUAGACUGUUUCUUCUCCCCAGUUGUGGAGAAAUAAGAUAAAAUUCCUCCUAAUUGCCUUGUGGCCUUAACAGAUGUGUGAACAUUUCCUAUAGCUUUGUAUUCUACUUGAAAAUCAAAUCUGUAUUUUCACCUGAUUGUUGGUAUCACUUUUUACUACAGUGCAGUAUAUAUUAUAUCAUGUGCCCUUAAUUAGAUAUUGGUAAGUGAAUUACUCAUAAUUGAUCCCAUGUCCCAAGGAAAAUGAUGCUAAGUAUAUUGACUUUCUCUGCUAAUGGAAAUAAAGUUCCACAAAGAGAGAGAAGGGGUUAAAAUUCAGUCUGAAGGACAUGUUAGUACACAGUUAAUUUUGGACACAUGCGUUUUUAUUCCAUUACUGUUAGGAUGAAGCUAAGUGAUGAAAUGCAUCAGAAGAGUACAUGUCUGUUUGUGUAAUUGAGCCACUCUAUAUUCUGUCAAUUAUACAAAUUUAUUCAGGACAGAAGAAAUCUUGUAUUCUCAAUGUUACAUGUUGUGAGCUUUGAUCAGUUGUUACUUUUGAGCCCACAAACUAAGUUUUGUUUCCCUGCUACAGGCAGACCUUGCAUUGAAGCAAAAGAAGAGCUGUCAAAUGGAAGUACCCUUUGUGUUCAUCACAAAAACAAAGUAACGCUCUUCCUCAAAAUUAUAAGCAGGUGCCUUCAGUUCGUUCUUAAAAUUUCCCAAAUUUUACACUCUCUGCAUUGAAUUUUUGAAUUUAUGUUUUCAAAUUGUAUAUUUGAAUGCUGUAUUGUAGAAUUGUUUCCUCUUAUUUAAACCCUCUAUUAAAGUUAAACAGUA
This is a messenger RNA of Taeniopygia guttata (zebra finch), 6893 nucleotides long. Lineage: Eukaryota; Metazoa; Chordata; Aves; Passeriformes; Estrildidae. The record is from RefSeq and is a predicted model, not a curated record.